UCUCUGAAUUCUGCGUUAGUAAAAUACGAAACUAAACACGGGAAGUAGAAGUCAACGCGCAUGUAACUCUGCUACUUCCUUUCUUAGAUUAACUCGUAUACGUUGUGACGCAAGAUGGGACGAGUUAUUAGGUCCCAACGUAAGGGAGCUGGAAGCGUCUUCCGUGCCCACACCAAACACAGGAAAGGUGCAGCUAAACUUCGUGCUAUUGAUUAUGCAGAACGUCAUGGUUUUAUCAAAGGUGUGGUCCGGGAUAUCCUCCAUGACCCUGGCCGCGGGGCUCCCCUAGCUCGUGUCAGCUUCAGAGAUCCUUACCGCUACAAACGAAAAACUGAAACCUUCGUCUGUGCAGAAGGAUUAUAUACUGGACAAUUCAUUUACUGUGGCAAAAAAGCUACACUACAGGUUGGAAACAUUCUUCCUCUCGGUGCUAUGCCUGAGGGUACCAUUAUCUGUAGUGUGGAAGAGAAGACAGGUGACCGUGGAAAGCUAGCUAGAGCAUCAGGCAACUAUGCUACAGUUAUUUCACACAAUUUGGAAACCAGGAAGACUCGCAUCAAGCUACCGUCAGGCUCAAAGAAAGUUGUUCCUUCAACCAAUCGUGCUAUGAUAGGUAUUGUUGCUGGUGGUGGUCGUAUAGACAAACCACUUCUGAAAGCUGGUCGUGCGUAUUAUAAAUACAAAGCUAAGAAAAACUGUUGGCCAAAAGUCCGAGGUGUUGCUAUGAAUCCUGUUGAGCAUCCUCACGGAGGUGGUAACCAUCAGCAUAUUGGUAAAGCUUCAACAGUCCGGAGAGAUACAUCAGCUGGACGAAAGGUCGGUCUUAUUGCUGCCCGUCGUACUGGUCGUCUCCGAGGUUCCAAACAAUCAACUGGCAAGGUUGAUAAAGAAUAGAUUGAGGCUUAUUAAACUACUUGUACAGAAGCAAAAUAAACUGGGAAAUUACUUGAAA
Messenger RNA from Octopus bimaculoides (California two-spot octopus), 952 nucleotides. Its product is annotated as large ribosomal subunit protein uL2. The record is from RefSeq and is a predicted model, not a curated record. Gene Ontology annotation, biological process: cytoplasmic translation. Lineage: Eukaryota; Metazoa; Mollusca; Cephalopoda; Octopoda; Octopodidae. Gene Ontology annotation, molecular function: structural constituent of ribosome; RNA binding. Gene Ontology annotation, cellular component: cytosolic large ribosomal subunit; ribosome.